Messenger RNA from Aspergillus wentii DTO 134E9, 1894 nucleotides. RefSeq lists its product as uncharacterized. The transcript has 2 exons. Gene Ontology annotation, molecular function: protein binding. NCBI's taxonomy places the organism in Eukaryota, Fungi, Ascomycota, Eurotiomycetes, Eurotiales, Aspergillaceae. The record is from RefSeq and is a predicted model, not a curated record. The coding region runs from base 366 to 1748 and encodes 460 amino acids.
AACAUGUCAUAAUGACUGCCCGCAUGGAAUUCAUACAUGCACUGCAUUCUAUCGAUGAAAGACUUUAUCAAAGUCUUUUUUAUCAUUUCAAUCUAUACUUUGGCUUAUUUCUUUAUUAUAAUAUCUAGUAGUCUUUGUGUGGUUGUAUAUAUGGCAUCGUCAGCGUCAUCUAGAUCGAAAUCAACACUCCAUCUUUAUUAUCGUCCGGUAUAAUUCCAAACUAUAUUAUUUUUUAUAAAGCUUCUUACUAUGCCAUAAAAUUGAAUAUAGGCAUCCGAAGGGAUUGCAGGCGGAAAUGCCACUGUUGUUGACUGCUAUUGUCAACGCAACUGCCUGCCAACGGCUAUACAACUCUACAGAUAAUCAUGACGAGCAUUAUGGUCAUCAUGGUGAUAACUUUAGGCAGACGAUGGCUACCUACAACAAUUAACUACCACAACAACCAUCAAAGACACUCGUUAAAAACCAUGCCAUUCAUCAUGCCUCGUGGUUAUAAAAAGGUCUUCUCUUUCUGCAAAGAGAAGAUUCAGUCUUCCUGCAAGAAAGAGGGAAAAUCCCCCUCCAACUCAUCUUCUACAUCCUUCCACUCCUCAUCUUCAUACCAAUCUCGCCCUCCUCUCCUUCGAUUACCAGCCGAUCUCAUCGAAGGAAUCACCUAUUUCCUCUCUCCCGCUUCGCAGGUCUCGCUGGCCCUGACCUGCAAGCUUCUUCUGCAGACCAUCAACGCAGACAACAAACUGCAAAAGUCUAAGAAGUUGCAGGAUAGCAACACAUUUUACCACACCAAAACCCUCGAUCCGUGGAGCCUGUUCUGUACCCACCGUUGGGCGCUGCUCCUCCUGCUCGAGGAUGAUAAAUGGCGCUGCUGCGCCGACUGCAGCAGCCUCCAUCCUCACAAGGAAUUCCCCUCCGCAGAGCUGGACAAACCAGCUCACGAGCGAAAAUGCGGACUGGGAAUGUCAGCGGGGUACAUCGACCUCUGUCCCUGCUACAGACUCACAUCCCGGAAGCUGUGGAAGUUAUUCACCCAGCUUAAGACCGGCGUCAACCGCCCCAUGUUGGGCUGGACUACAGACGGCGUCAGAUUCUCGCAUACAUGCCAGCAUAGCCAGGAGUGGUGGUCCAUCGACAUGACCGUCACCCUGGGCCUGAGCAUCGACAAAAGCGAGGUCUACGUCAACACCAACUACUCGAUGCCGGCCAUCAUCAUGCACAGCCCCAAGCUGCGGGCAACAGUCCCCUUCAGCUGCUGUCGCAGAGCAAACGUCCUCCAGCGCCUCGUCGACAUGACAAGAAUCGACUACGACAUCAACUUCGGCUUGCGCCGGGCAUCUCUCGCAAACAUUCAGCGCAGACAAUGCGAGUUGUGCCCUUCCUGCAGAGUACCCGUGAAGGUCGACCACAAGGACCACGGCCGUAUUUACUUCCGCACGUCACGGGCUUUCAGCAAGGGCAUGUUCCGGUACAACAACCAGUUCUGCCCUCAUAGCUCGUGGUUCUCUCAGUGCAUAUACGAGAACAAGACUGAGCUGCAGGAACAUGUGUUGAUGUUCAAUCAUAAGAACACACACUGGCGUGAGUCGACACCAUACACGCCUGGAAAUUUAUUGGAGGAGACCAACGAAUUGGAAGAGAUCAAUUCGAUACAGACUGAUCUGUUACAGUCUGAUUUGUUAAGAAUCGACUCGGCAAUGUCCUUGGCCAUGUUGUUUAAUCGUGGCCAUUACUUUGGAGAAGAAUGGUACUGAAUCAAUCAUGUACCAUAUACGUAUAUAUCAUGUACUGGGGAUGUUUUGUUAUUUUGUUAGAGAUGGAAGAUUUGACUUAUCUUACUCAUGUGUGUAUGUGUGUGUGUAUAAAUUUGUGUCACCAAUGGAACGAUGUUCAACCUUCC